Messenger RNA from Saccostrea echinata, 2677 nucleotides. RefSeq names its product solute carrier organic anion transporter family member 2B1-like. Gene Ontology annotation, biological process: transmembrane transport; sodium-independent organic anion transport. The transcript is spliced from 10 exons. The record is from RefSeq and is a predicted model, not a curated record. Gene Ontology annotation, molecular function: protein binding. Gene Ontology annotation, cellular component: membrane. The coding region runs from base 111 to 2078 and encodes 655 amino acids. NCBI's taxonomy places the organism in Eukaryota, Metazoa, Mollusca, Bivalvia, Ostreida, Ostreidae.
ACAACUGAACUAUAAAACUUAAGACUUCAGAAAAAGUUAAUAGUGCUUCAAAUUCAAUGAAGAUGGUUCCUUAUUUUUUCUGAAGAAAGGCAUUCCAUUUGAUCGUGACGAUGUCUGCAGACACUGAUGAACAGUGUGGGCUUGGUUGUUUCAGACCCGCCUUCCUACAGCGCUGCGCGAGGGUCGGGGUUUUUGUAGCACUCUAUAGCCCAGUACAUCUCUGUACCUCUGCCAUUACCGUCUACAUGUCGUCCCAAAUCACCACCCUGGAGAAACAGUUUGGCUUCAAUAGCACUCAGAGCGGAUUCCUCAUGAGCUGUAACGACAUCGGUUUUCUACUUAUAACGAUCUUCGUCGCCCAUCUUGCAAGAAAUGUGCACAUUCCCAGAUCCCUUUUCUUUUCCACAUUUUUAUUCGGGCUCUCCGGGAUCUUUUGCUCUCUAGCAUAUUUCCUCGCACCUGACAAUCAUAAAGAACAAAAUCUUGGUUCCAAUUCUUCCUCUGAGAAGACUGAUUUGUUUCAAAAUUUUCACCAUCAGCUGUGCUCCCAAUUGAACAAUACUCCCGCAGAAAGCUGUGAUCCCAAAGUGGUCAAGAUCGGUGCACCAACAGAGUUUACUACUGUUGCUAUUGUUAUCAUUGCUGUUUGCAUGAUGGCGCAGGGGUUUGGGAAAGCCCCUAGACAACCCUACAUUAUCACCUACAUAGACGAUAAUAUACCCAAACGGAACACCGCCUGCUAUUUAGGUAUAAUCACGGCUGUGGGAAUGUUUGGGCCCGGGCUGGGCUUUGGUCUAGGUGCUGUUUUCAGUCAAAUGUAUUUUACCCUGGAAGAGGUUCAGAUCAAUGUACGGGACCCUCGGUGGAUUGGGGCGUGGUGGUUGGGGUUCAUUGUGUUUGGGGCGCUAGCUGUUGUCGUAUCUUUUCCUUUAAUGUGUUUCCCGAAAAGGAUGCCGGGAAGAAAAAAGAAGGAGUUACCAAAGAAAGCGGAAGCUGAGUCAUCCACAAAAAGUGGUUUUAUGGCGGGCGCCAAGGACCUGAUACGGAAGAUAAUCCGGAUCCUAUCUAACGCCCGGUUUACGCUUAAUAUGUUUGCUUCUUGCCUGGUUCUAUUUCUUGUCGGGGGUUUCAUUGCCUUUACACCAAAAUACUUGGAGACUCAAUUUUCUGUUCCAGUGUACUACGCCAAUGCUUUACUAGGUGUGAUAAUACUUGUGACAACGUUUUGUGGGAGUUUAGUAGGAGGUCUCUUGACCACGUUUAAAAAACUCCACCCCUACACAUGUAUCAAGUUGGUAGGAUCCUUUGAUCUAUUCUCCAUCAUCUUUCACGGACUGGGAUUCGUUCUUGGAUGUCAGAACCCUCGCAUUAUUGGGCUGGAUAAUACAGUAGCUAAUUCAACUUGUUUGAAUGCCUGUAACUGUGAUAGUACGGUAUACCUUCCCGUGUGUGGUUCAGAUAAUAGGAAUUACUUGACGCCCUGUCAUGCUGGAUGUGGAAACAGUAUUUCAGGACCAGAGGGCAUUGCCUACACGAACUGCACGUGCAUCGAGGGAGUUGGAACGGCGACCCCCGGGCUGUGUAAGACGGACUGUGAAAUGUUUUGGCCUUUCCUGAUUCUGAGCGCCGUCUACUGUUUAUUUGUCUCCAUCUGCAUUGUUCCCAGCAUCAUGUUCAGUGUCAGAUGUGUGUCUGAUGAGGAUAAAUCCGUCGCUGUAGCUGUGUCCUCUCUUUUCCAGACUAUUCUUGGAUGGAUGAUAGGGCCAAUGAUAACCGGUAAAAUCAUCGAUACUUGCUGCAAACUCUGGAGCUCGAAUUGUUAUGGAAAGGGCGCAUGCGCUUUGUACGACAUAGAAGAUUUUCGUUAUAAAAAAUAUACUGUUGAAAUCAUCGUUAAAUGUGUUGUGGUUGUGCUGAUUGGGGCUGCUAUAUGGAUUUCUAGAAACAGAACAGACUGGAGUACGGAGGAUGACGAGAAAAAUUUCAUUCCGGAGAAAGAGGAACUGAUGGUCGGGGCAGAAAAAGCUCAGGCGAAAUUCGAAAUAAGUGAUCCCAUCGUGAAAAAUAGAAAAUCAUAGGAAUAUUUCGUUUCUUACUUUGGUCAGUUUAAAACUUCAUUUUUUCUAGAACAAUAUGCAUUUAUUGAGGUGGUAUACAUGUAGCCUUAUAUGUUUAUCAAAACGAACUUUUUUAUCAAGAGAUAACCAAACACUAAAAAAUAAAUUGACAGGAGAAUAUAUAUAACAUUAUAAAUAUUAUUGUAAUUACUUAGUAAUUAAACGUGAAGAAGACUUCUCUAACCUGCUGUUGUGAAUUGUCAUCAUUUGUUGGGAGAUUAAUAUUUGCAAACGCAUUUUCGGAAUUUUAUCAUUUCUUUUUUUCAUUUAUUAGUAUUUUGUAUGAGAAAAUUCUUAGCGUUUAGAGAGUAUGUUAAAAUGUUUAUAUACUAAAAUAUCAAAUCAAAGAAAAUGUUAUAAUACCUUUUCUUCGAUAUUCAAUAAUCAGUUAUAAAAGCAUACUAUUAACAAUAUGGUGAAGAAAAUCUAUGCAUAUGUAAUUAUUCAAUGUUAGAAUUAGAGACUCUUUUAAUGUGUAAUUCAUCGCGCACAUGUUUGUAUUUUUAUACUUGAAUAGACUAUAUCAGAAACAUAUAAGUAUUAUUAUUAAUAAUUAUUUA